Leptinotarsa decemlineata (Colorado potato beetle) is the source of this 1728-nucleotide messenger RNA. RefSeq names its product FAD synthase. NCBI's taxonomy places the organism in Eukaryota, Metazoa, Arthropoda, Insecta, Coleoptera, Chrysomelidae. The record is from RefSeq and is a predicted model, not a curated record.
CAACAAACUAAGGAAUGCUGAAAUCAUUAUUUGCCAUCACUUUGCAAAUUUUAUCUUAUUGGUAACAUCUUUGUUGUUUUCUUUCAAAAUACGAAUACAAUAUGAAAUGAAUGCGGUAAAUUCUCUGAAAAUUUUUAGAUAUGAUAACGUUGCCGAUUACCAAGGCAAUCAACAGCGCAACCAAAAACCCUUCUAUAACUCGAUCAUGUGCACUGUGAUUUAAUACCAAAAGGAGAUAGUAACACCACUGGGACAUUAACAUUCUACUGUGCUCUGGCCAUAGAACUAUAACUCUUAACUCUUAGUUAUAGUUAUAGUUCUGUAGCUCUGGCACACAUACCUUUAUGUGUCAUACCUCUGGUGUCAAAUUGAUUCUUUCUUUUUGAAUUUGAAAUAUUUUCAUAGGAAUUAGGAAAUCCACAUAGGUUACUUCAAAUCUAUAAAAGAUCAAACUUAAAGCAUAAUUUUGUGCAACAUUACUGUGGUGCUGACUAGUACUAUUUUGUAUUCAUCAAAGUCUGCAAUGGCUUCAAGAUUAUUGAAUAAAACUGGUGGUAAAAUUUUAAAUUCAGUAAGAUAUAAUACCAUCUCAGAAGUAAAGAAAGUAGCAAAAGCCGGGAUCAUAGUAGUAGGAGAUGAAGUGCUAAAAGGUGUAAUUCAAGAUACCAACUCAAAUUAUCUUGCUGUAGAAUUACAUAAAAUUGGGGUAAGAUUGAAAAAGAUUUCAGUUAUAGGUGACAAUAUCGAAGAAGUCAGCAAAGAAGUUCGACAUUUUUCAGACUCUUUCGAUUAUGUUCUGACAACGGGUGGGAUAGGACCUACUCACGACGAUAUUACUUAUGAAGCGGUGGCAAAAGCAUUCAAUGAAAAACUUGUCUUGAACACGGAGCUGAAGGACAUAUGUUUGAAGUUCUAUGAUACAAUUGAUAUAAAUUGUCCUGGAAUGAAAAUGGCUUAUAUACCAGAGUCAUCAAAGUUGAAUUUCAAAGCAGGAAUUCAAGGUCCAAAAAUGAACUAUCCAAAUGUUUCCGUCAAUAAUGUAUUCAUAUUUCCUGGUGUACCGGAAAUGAUGAAGAAGUCAUUCAGCAUCGUAAAGGAGGUAUUCCAAUCAAAUGAAAAAUUUUAUGCAGAAUUUGUUUAUCUUACUGUACCAGAAAUUGAAAUCAUCAAUAUCUUAGAAACUGUAGUGAAAGAAUUUCCAAAUGUAGAGGUUGGAGUAUAUCCAGUACUAUUUAAUAAGUUCUACAAAGUUAAAGUAACAAUAGAGUCAUGUGAAGAAAAAUCUACAAGACAGGCCUAUGAUAGAAUGAUAUCUCUCAUACCAAAAGAUUUUAUUGUUGAUAGUGAAAACAUCAAGUAGUUUUACUUGUUGGAUUCAAUAGUGAGAUCAAUUUGAAUUGUGAUAAUAUGUAUAUUAGAUAAAUUUAUGUUACAAAAAGUACAGUUCAUUCAAUUAUAAAUUGAAAGAAUUUAGGGAAAUUAAGUUUCACAGAAGAUUGAAAACAUUAUAUUUCAACUUGAAACUAUUGAAUUCACUCAAUCUUACACGUCUUUAUUAGUAGAUAGCCGCUUCGUUAGUGAGUUCUAUUGAGGGCCGGCUCUAUCAAUUAAAAGAUGAAAUGUCCUCCAAAUAUUGAGGGCUACUUUUCAAUAUGAUUUCAAUGUCAAUUUCAGGUUCGCCAGAAACUCCAGCAACCGCAAUAAUGCUAAAUAUAAGUUUUAUCUUCA